UCAGGAGGCUCCUGCUCUGAGGCAGAACACAGGUUGUUCUCAGUGAUAUUCUCCAGCUACAAUCAGUACAUCCGCCCAGUGGAGAAUGUGUCUGACCCAGUUAUCGUGCAGUUUGAGGUGUCCAUGUCCCAGCUGGUCAAAGUGGAUGAAGUUAACCAGAUUAUGGAAACAAACCUGUGGCUGAGACAUAUCUGGAAUGACUACAAACUGAGGUGGGAUCCCAAAAACUUUGGAGGAGUGGAGUUCAUUCGAGUGCCUUCUAGCAGGAUAUGGAAGCCAGAUAUCGUGCUGUACAAUAAUGCAGUAGGAGAUUUCCAGGUGGACGAUAAGACCAAGGCCCUGCUUCGCUACAAUGGGGAUGUGACCUGGAUCCCUCCGGCCAUCUUCAAGAGCUCUUGCAAGAUCGAUGUCACCUACUUCCCCUUCGACUACCAGAACUGCACCAUGAAGUUUGGCUCCUGGACGUACGACAAGGCCAAGAUAGACCUAGUUCUGAUUGGCUCCACCAUCAACCUCCAUGACUUCUGGGAGAGUGGCGAGUGGACGAUCAUCAACGCCCCGGGUUACAAACACGACAUCAAGUACAACUGCUGUGAGGAGAUCUACACAGACAUCACCUACUCCCUGUACAUCAGACGGCUGCCUCUCUUCUACACCAUCAACAUGAUCAUCCCUUGUCUGCUCAUCUCCUUUCUCACUGUGCUGGUCUUCUACCUGCCUUCUGACUGUGGGGAGAAGAUCACCCUCUGUAUCUCCGUCCUCCUCUCCCUCACCGUGUUCCUCCUGGUCAUCACCGAAACCAUCCCGUCUACGUCUCUGGUCAUCCCCCUCAUCGGGGAGUACCUCCUCUUCACCAUGAUCUUCGUCACCCUCUCCAUUGUCAUCACUGUGUUCGUGCUGAACGUGCACUACCGCACGCCCAAGACCCACACCAUGCCGUGCUGGGUGCGCAGCGUCUUCCUGGGGCUUCUACCCAGGGUCAUGUUCAUGACCCGGCCGGAGAGGGACCCUGAGAGGCUGCCUGAGCCUGGGGGGGUUGUUCAGCAGCUGAUGCCCCCAGCCUCGCGGCCCUGUGUGGUCCACACCACAGGAACCCUGCAGGGGCAGCAGAAGCCCCAGGCCCUGGUCUCCACCGUGGCUGCCAGUGUGCUCCCAAGCCUGGCCCAGCGACAGCGCCUCUUCAUCAGCACGGAGCUCACCAACCUCAAUAACCUUAGCCUUGGUGGUGGUGGUGACUCGGUCAAUGCGGGCUCCAGCUUCCUGUGUCGCGAGGGCCGCUGCAACUGCUGCUGGCGCCAGAGGUCCACCAAGCUGCCCACUGAGACGGGAGGAGGGGGUGGCGGGGUGGGGAGCAUCGGGACCCACAGUGGAGGAGGGGCUGCUGGGAUUGGGGUGGUCUGUGGAGGCGGUGGAAGCUCCUGCUCCAGCUCAGAGUCUUUGGAUGGCAGGCUGAUGACCCUGUCCCCUCACUUCUCACCGGAGGUCAGGGAGGCCAUGGAAAGUGUCAAGUACAUCGCCGAAAACAUGAGAAUACAGAACGAAGCCAAGGAGGUCCAGGACGACUGGAAGUAUGUUGCCAUGGUGAUCGACAGGAUAUUCCUGUGGGUGUUCAUCUUGGUGUGUAUCCUGGGGACCGCUGGGCUCUUUAUCCAGCCCCUCUUAUUGUUCGAUAUGUGACCCACUCAUACACACAGCAAUUGCACAGUGACUGAGUGUUUUAAAUCAUACAUAUACAGUCAUGUUGUGUAUCACCCAGUGAUGCGGACCAAAGAAGCUGAGACGAACCAAUACUGUGAACGGAAGGGAACCAGAUUAUGGAGGAAGGCAAGCUGCUGCCAGCUGUUCCAUGUCACUUCUCUGUAUGUAGAUACGUUUCUGAUCGCUAUAGUGUGGUGUAGUAGUGAUCUCUUAGUUGCUAAGGACCAGACUCUGAAACCAUGGCAACGUGUAACUCUGUACUGCUGCCUACCCAUUCCCUUAUGUUUGCUCUGUGUAAAUUACUUCAUCAUAGUGUCACUUGAUUAUGACUGGCACAAAGAAACACACUAUCGUCAACAAAAGGACCGUGGCUAAAGGAACAUCUAUUGGACCAAAGGAUCCCAAACAUGUACAUAGCAAUGACUGCUUAAAAGGGCUUUCCAGGAGUACACAAGUAUCUCAAGUCAAUUUCACAGCUUAUUGAAUUCAUAUCAUGUUUUCAAAUGUUGAACAUCGCUCAGUCAUUUUGACAUUGUUUAUUUGUGAAAUAUUCAUGUCUUCUAUAAACUUACUGUAUGUUCUUAUGUACAGCUAGCUAUACAGUAUCAUUCAAAUCUGAUUCUAAUGCUCAUUAAGAUUUCAAUGAACCACAGUGUCACAAUAUAAUAAUCACAAACUGGUGAAAAUGAAAUGCCUAUGAUGCAGGAUGGGCAACUUUAUUACACCAUGUGGGUAAAUGUGGAAUAACUCUGAAAGCAACCCGAAAUGCUUUUCAUUGUGCUGUGAGGGGUGACACCAUGUGGUUAUUCUCUGCUACUACAAGUGACCGCAAUAUGAUCCAGUGGUCACUACCAUAUGUCUGCAAUCAAAGACACAAGAUUUUGUGUCUUCAUUUUGCGUUUUUCAUUUGGUUUGGCGAAGCACUCCAUUUUGGACAACUUUGAAAACAGCUCUCCAAAGGCUCUUUCAACCGAAACGUCUGCCAUGAUCCAUGGUCAUUGGACGAAGUGACUUCUGAAGAGGAGUGAACACAUGCUAACCUA
This is a messenger RNA of Oncorhynchus nerka (sockeye salmon), 2741 nucleotides long. RefSeq names its product neuronal acetylcholine receptor subunit alpha-3-like. The record is from RefSeq and is a predicted model, not a curated record. NCBI's taxonomy places the organism in Eukaryota, Metazoa, Chordata, Actinopteri, Salmoniformes, Salmonidae. Gene Ontology annotation, biological process: nervous system process; monoatomic ion transmembrane transport; signal transduction. Gene Ontology annotation, cellular component: neuron projection; postsynaptic membrane; plasma membrane. Gene Ontology annotation, molecular function: acetylcholine-gated monoatomic cation-selective channel activity; transmembrane signaling receptor activity. The coding region runs from base 124 to 1677 and encodes 517 amino acids. The transcript is spliced from 5 exons.